Messenger RNA from Solanum dulcamara, 1612 nucleotides. RefSeq lists its product as uncharacterized. NCBI's taxonomy places the organism in Eukaryota, Viridiplantae, Streptophyta, Magnoliopsida, Solanales, Solanaceae. Bases 665 to 1165 code for a protein of 166 amino acids. The record is from RefSeq and is a predicted model, not a curated record. The transcript has 2 exons.
CUUCUUAGCCUUUUAUUGAACAUGUGGGGAAGAAAAACACAUAAAUGAAUUGAAACAUCAAUAUUAAUGAUUAGGGGUGUACAUGGACCGGGUUGGUUCGGAUUUUUUACAAAUCAAACCAAACUAUUUGUGUCGGGUUAUUAAAUUUAUAAAUCAAACUAAAUCAGUAAAAGUCGGAUAUUUCGAUAUCAAUUUUCCUCGGGUUUUUUCGAGUUUUUCGGGUUUUUUCAUAGUAUCUAAUAAAAAGCACAGAGCAGUGCUUCUUAAAAAGAGUUUUAGUACAAAAUAUCAAGGGUAAAUUACCCUUUUACACAUAUUCCCCUAAUAUAUUUACUUUUAUUCCCAUAUACAUCAAAAAAUUUCCAAAUUCCCUCUUUUUCCUUUCUCUCUCUAUACCUCACUGAUACAUCCGCCUCUUCCUUCAUCCUUGCCCUAAUUUGCUCUAGUUAAUUUGUUAUUCUUCAACUGUUAAUCAAUCUCAAGGUUCCAAAUAAGGUAUAUUUCAAUCUUCCCUUAUAUGGAAUUUUACUUCAUUCUCAUUCAAUCUGAUUUCUCCUAAAAUUUGUAUAUUUUGAUUUCUUCUGAAAAUCUUUGAAAAAUCUUCUAAAUUUUUAUCAUUUGCUUUCUUCUGUAAAUCUUUCUAUUUUUGUUUCUCAUACCUUCAAUGAUACAUAUGGAAUCCGUUCAUGGUCUCAAAAAGUCCAAUAAAAAUCAACGAAUUCUUGUUUCUCCUGGUUUUGAUUCGUCUUGGGAAGGUUACGACGAAGUUAGAUCCAAACAUCGUAACGAUCCAGCAGUGAUGAAUAAGCUACGUGAGAAAUUGAAGUCGAAAGCUACAGUUAAACAUGCACCCAAAGAAAUAGACAACAAGAUUGAAGGGGUUACAACAUGCCCUAAUCUCCCAAAGGAAAUGAAAUACGUCAUCAAGAAGAUCCCGUCCCACCCAUUGAGAUUCGGAACGGCAUAUGGGGCUAAUUUUCUUGAUGAUUUUGAAUCAUCAAUAGGUGAAGAAGGUAUAAAGUUAUUUAGGAUGGAAUUUCUAUUCCAAAUACUGGACUACAUGCCGAAUUCUUCCGUUCAAGAUAUGCCACACUAUUGUGGAAUUUUGGUUGUCGAAAGGCCAAGGAUGGUUAUGUUAGCGAUACCGAAGAUCCUAAAAAUCUAAGAGAGAUUUCAUAUCUUCUAGUCAAGGAGAACCGAUGGACGUCGAGUAGUUUUUUUUUGAAUUUUGUAUUAGAAGAAUGUACAAUUACCAGACUUUUAAGUUUUUCUCAUGUAUGAAACUCUAAUAUAAGAUGAAAGUUUAUAUAUCAUAUUAUCAAGCAUCAAACUUGACUGCUUCUUGAUUCUGAUACAUACUAUUAAUGUAUCAUAUUCUAAUGUAUAAAACUUGACUGCUUCUGAUACAUAUUGUUAAUGUAUCAUAUUCUAAUGUAUAAAACUUGACUGCUUCUGAUACAUACUGUUAAUGUAUCAUAUUCUAAUUUAUCAAACUUGAUUGUUUCUGAUACAUACUGUUAAUGUAUCAGAUUCUAAUUUAUCAAACUUGAAUUCUUCUGAUAUUGUAUAUGUAUCAGCAUCUCAUGUAUCAAGAUUUAGUGAUUCUGAUACA